This is a messenger RNA of Poecilia latipinna (sailfin molly), 2371 nucleotides long. Its product is annotated as chloride anion exchanger-like. Lineage: Eukaryota; Metazoa; Chordata; Actinopteri; Cyprinodontiformes; Poeciliidae. The record is from RefSeq and is a predicted model, not a curated record. The transcript has 9 exons. The annotation marks the transcript as partial. Gene Ontology annotation, biological process: sulfate transmembrane transport. Gene Ontology annotation, cellular component: membrane. Gene Ontology annotation, molecular function: secondary active sulfate transmembrane transporter activity.
GUACAGUGAUGGCUGUGGGCAGGACUCCUGCUUUUAUCAGGUUUUUACGCUGAUAAUGAUCAGUUACGUAAUGAAUUCCUGCAAAACAUUUCAUAUAUCUUUCAUAUAUCAUGUCUGUUGUUUAUCUAAGCUUGUGUUUACAAAAUUGUAAGUUUUUUUUAUAUAUAUAAAAGAAAAUGUUUUAUGUGACUGUUUCUGUGUGAGAAACAUUAUAGGACCUAGAUGAGGUGCAGAUGUAAAUAAAUCCAUUCCAUUUAGACUCUUUUUUAUCAUGAAUUUAACAGCUUGUUUUCAGGUUUUUUUAUAUUGUUGUACAUAGAAAAUAUUGUUAUACCAUUCAAUCAAAUGUACUGUUUUAUUACAAAAGCCAUAUACUGUUUUUUAUACUGUAAACAUUUAAUUUGUAGACCAUUUUUGUUGUAAUAAUGAAUCUAAAAAAUGAAUAAUUUUGCCAAAGUUCUGUUAUCAAAAUUAAAAAUAACCUUUAUAUAAUUUACUUGUAUUGGUCUGUUUUGUGCUCAUGGAUAUUUUACAGUAUGAUAAGGAGUGAGAGACAUACUAUAAAAACUUCUAUGGUAGUAUAUUGAACUCUUAACUGCUACAGUAGAGCAACUCCCUGUGGAAUCCCACAUAGGAUUGUAACACCAUUGAAAGUAAAUCCUUUAAUCUUGUUAUCAGUUAAUGUUUCUAAAACCACUAGAAAUAGAAACCACUAAGGCUUCCUGACAAACCUUAGUUCAGGUUUUUGUGUAGAAGUUUAUGAUUAACAACAUCAUAAGCCUAAAAUCAAUCUCAAAAAAGUCCCUACGAUAUUAACGAUUAUGAUGUGAAGUGUCCUUGAAUUCUAGCUGGUUUAUCACUUCCACUCAUUCCCAGGUAAAGUAACAGAAAGAGAAUAAAGAGAUGGCACAUGUCGACCCAAUGAACUAUAAAUCUGUGUGUUAAUUAUUGAACAGAGCGCAGACAAAAACCGCAUCGUGAAGGGACUGAUGACAAAUUUCAGAUUAGAGGCUUUGGCCAAAGGUUCUUCAAAGGAUCUUUUGCAUUUUGCCGGAGUUGGACUUUUCAGAAACGUUCACUGGAAUGACAGUGACUUCGAGAAAACAGUAUGUGGUUUUUAGACCUGUGUACUCUGAAGACAGCCUCGCUGAAGACCAUGAGAAAAUCGAGAGGAAACACAAAGCGCUCCUGGAGCAUGUUAAGGAAAACCUGACCUGCAAUGCAAAUCGUGCCAAAAACGCAGUGGUCUCUCUUCUGCCUGUGAUUGGCUGGAUGAGGACGUACAGAGUCAGAGAGUGGCUGCUGGGCGAUGUGGUGUCUGGGGUCAGCACCGGACUGGUGGCCGUCAUGCAAGGACUGGCCUUCUCCCUGCUGGCCUCGUUGCCUCCCAGCUACGGCCUCUACACAGCUUUCUUCCCAAUGCUAACAUACUUUUUCUUUGGCACCUCAAGGCAUAUAUCUGUAGGCUCCUUUCCUGUGCUGAGCCUCAUGGUGGGAGCCGUAGUGACCCGCCUGGUCCCAGAAGAUGGACCGCAUGCUAACAUCACGGACUUUGAAGGCCUGACCCAGGACCAGCAGCGAGUCCUGGUGGCCUCCUCUAUGACAUUCCUCAUGGGUAUUUUCCAGCUCGCCAUGGGGGUUCUGCAGGUGGGCUUUAUCGUCGUCUACCUUUCAGACACUCUGGUGUCUGGAUUUACCACAGCAGCUGCUGUUCACAUCUUGGUGUCGCAGCUCAAGUUCGUGUUGGGGCUGAGUGUUCCAGGAAUCAAUGGCCCAAUGUCCAUGAUAUAUGUAAGUCCAAAUUUGGGGCAAUCUGGUGACAAAAUCAAUCAAAGAUUGUCCCAGAUUAUACAAAUCAGUACCAGCAGAGGUCUUGUUUCAUCUUAUAUACUGUCAGGUGUACUUGAGUUAUUGGGCCAAGUUUUAAAAGGGUAUGAGUCUCCAAUUCUUCCUAGCGUCCAAGUCUUCCAGGAGAGUGCAGUGGAGGCCUUUCCUGUAGCCAUUGUAGGAUUCGCUGUGGCCUUUUCUGUGGCCAAAGUGUACUCUGUCAAACAUGAUUACCCCAUUGAUGGUAACCAGGAGCUUGUUGCAUUCGGGGUUAGCAACAUAUUCGGAGCAACCUUCAGGUCUUUCGCAGCCAGCACGGCCCUCUCCAGGACCGCAGUGCAGGAGAGCUCUGGAGGCAAAACGCAGGUUGCCGGGCUGGUCUCAGCGAUGAUGGCAAUGAUUGUAACAGUGGCCCUUGGGUUCCUGCUGGAGCCACUUCCAAGGUCUGUUCUGGGUGCCUUGGUAAUCGUCAACCUAAAGGGGAUGCUGAUGCAAUUCAGUGAAAUACCGUACCUUUGGAGGAGAGACAAACCAGAAUGCGUAG